AUGUCUAAGCCUGAGGAUCUUCCCCCUAUGGAGUACCGCUUUCUGGGCCGCUCUGGUCUUCAGGUCAGCGCCAUCAGCUUGGGAGGCUGGUUGACAUAUGGAGGCCACGUCGACGCCGAGGGCACUUUCGAGUGCAUGAAGGCCGCCUACGACUCCGGUGUGAACUUCUUUGAUACCGCUGAGGGCUACGCCAACGGCGAGAGCGAGAUUGUCAUGGGCCAGGCCAUCAAGAAGUAUGGCUGGAAGCGUAAUGAUCUCGUCAUUUCCACAAAGAUUUACUGGGGUGGUGCUUUCGGCGACAACGUCGUAAACAACAAGGGCCUGUCCCGUAAGCACGUCAUCGAGGCUAUGGACGCUUGUCUUGAGCGUCUUGACCUCAAGUACGUCGAUCUCGUCUACGCCCACCGCCCUGAUCGCCAGACCCCCAUGGAGGAGACGGUACGCGCCUUCAACCACCUUAUCAACACUGGUAAGGCCCUGUACUGGGGAACAUCGGAGUGGAGCGCCGAUGAGAUCGCCCAGGCCUGGCGCUACGCCGAUAAGCUGAACCUGGUCGGCCCCGUCAUGGAGCAACCCUCGUACAGCAUGCUGGACCGCAAGAAGGUCGAGCACGAGUUCUUCCACCUCUACCGCGAGGUCGGCACCGGCCUGACCGUUUUCUCCCCGCUGCGCCAGGGCAUCCUCUCUGGCAAGUACAAGAACGGCAUCCCCGAGGACUCGCGCUUCGGAUCCGAGAACAUUGGAUUCAUCAAGGACUUCUGGAAGCGCGAGAACGCCAAGAAGCAAUUCCAGGAUCUUGUUGACAAGGCCAACAAGAUUGAGCCCAUUGCCGAGAAGCUCGGCAUCAAGAUGGCCACGCUGGCGCUCGCAUGGGUUCUGAAGAACAAGAACGUCAGCUCGGCCAUUAUUGGCGCGAGUAGUCCCGCGCAGGUGUACGAGAACAUCCGCGCCAUUGGCGCGCAGGAAUUGUUGACACCUGAGAUCCUCAAGGAGAUUGACGAAGCCCUCGACAACAAGCCUGAUGCCAUCACCCCCAGAUUCUAA
Molecule: messenger RNA, 1044 nt
Organism: Colletotrichum higginsianum IMI 349063
Lineage: Eukaryota; Fungi; Ascomycota; Sordariomycetes; Glomerellales; Glomerellaceae
Product: Voltage-dependent potassium channel beta subunit
Exons: 6
Coding region: 1-1044 (347 amino acids)
Source: RefSeq, a predicted model, not a curated record